Molecule: messenger RNA, 835 nt
Organism: Schistosoma turkestanicum
Lineage: Eukaryota; Metazoa; Platyhelminthes; Trematoda; Strigeidida; Schistosomatidae
Source: the annotation of a GenBank genome assembly
CUUCGAAAGGUAAGCUACAUAAAAUAAUUGGCAACUUGAACUCGCUCGGCCGUCAGUCUGAGUUUUGAAUAUGCCGUCGUUUGAAAAUAACUAUCCAGGAGCUGCUAGUCUAAUUCAGGAUAUUGGAAGUUCGUUGUGAUUGUUGGUGGUCCAACGAUCUUUUGUAGAAAAAAUGGCGAUUAUUUUACGAGGAGGUCGUAUGUUUAUUGGAUUCCUUCGAAUAAUCGAUCAGUUCGGCAAUGUUGUUCUCCAUAAUGCCGUGGAACGUAUUCAUGUGGAGAAAAAAUUCUGCGAUAUUCCCCAGGGAAUACUUUUGAUUAGAGGUGAAAAUAUUACUAUUAUUGGGGAACUGAACCCGGAAAUAAACAUCGAUGAGGAGCUGGAAAGAGUUACAGAAGAAGAAAUUUAUAAGCUUCAACAAGAACAAACAUCUGCACGCAAAGAACUGGCCAAAAAGCGAGCCGAGCUAUUUGCUAUGCGUGGACUAGGUCUUCCCGACUUUUUAGAUGUAAUGUUUGAAGAUACAUAGCUGUCGCACAUUCCUUCUAUCCUAUUCACCAAGUUGGGUGGUUUAUGUCACUAACUGGUGAUAAAACACUGCUCUAAACAACCAUAAUUAUGCGUAUGAAUAAUCCCUAUGUUUAUACAUAAACUUAUGACGUUAAGAUCUUUUAAAUUAUAUAUUAGUAUGAUAGCUUUUGUGACAAAACGAAUUCAAGUGAUAGUACUCGUAACCUGCUAAUUAUAUCUUUGGGAUUAGUACCAAUACAUUACUUACAAAUGAAACGAUCAAAUCAAAUGCUCAUUUAAAUUGAAUAAACUAGUUUUGUACGGA